This is a messenger RNA of Symsagittifera roscoffensis, 1247 nucleotides long. Its product is annotated as DAZ-associated protein 2-like. NCBI's taxonomy places the organism in Eukaryota, Metazoa, Xenacoelomorpha, Acoela, Convolutidae. The transcript is spliced from 5 exons. The coding region runs from base 128 to 616 and encodes 162 amino acids. The record is from RefSeq and is a predicted model, not a curated record.
UAUAUUUUCAACCGUAUGAGAAAAAUAAUGUCUUUAAUGGGGCUACCUUUAAAUUUUGUACUCAGAUUAUAGUUUUCUUAAGAGUUUAAUUUAUUGUUAUUUUUUCAGAAACGAAGUGAAGUUCAAUAUGGGUAAAAAAUCCGGUAAAGCAGCUUACCCUGUUCAACAAAGUGCUUAUCCAACACAACCGGCCCCGUCAUACCCUCCUCAACAAGCUAUGCAAUAUGGUGCACCCCCUCCAUAUGCACCACCUGGAGCAUAUCCACCUCCCCAGCAACAAUACUACCAACCACAACCUUUACCAGGCAGCGAUAUGGGAAUGGGAAUGCCAGGCUACCAGCCGCAACCGGGUAUGCAGCCUAUGAUGGGGCAAGCUGCCCCCGCCUACUCAAACUACAACUACAGUCCCAACGGGCAACCGGUAGUCGUCAAUAAUGCAUUCGACGCAGGAGCCAGGUUCGACAAGAACUCCGCGCCCAGCAUACCGCCCCCUCCUCCCGGAUGUUACGCGAAUGCGGCACAACAGGCCUCUGCUCAAGGACACUCGGUGGUCAUGCAACAGACCAGGUCGGACUUCCUCACGGGGGGCUCAGGCGGGGGAUACACUUUCAUAUGAGCAGACGAGGACUACUCAAGGGUGGAAAAAUAGAGAUAGGGGAAAGGGAAAUGCAAGACAGACUUUUCUCAGAUAAAAAAGGGACAUUAAAACUGAUGAAAAGAAAGUAUUGAGUAAUUUUGGUAACCACAGCUGUAAAUGCUUGCGAUGCUUAAAUCAGUGCAUCUGACUUGCUGUUUUUUGGUAUCUGGCGCUUAGAUUUUAGAAAUGACAACUGACUUUAAAGAUUGGAUGAAACAUUGAAUUUGAAUUAUCUCCAAAGCUUAACGCGCCGCAAGAAAAUUUCUUCUUAACCUUGAGACGUUUAAAAAUAGCUUUUUUUGAUGAGAGAAGUCUAAUUAUUAUUGCUUAAACUCAUUGAGUGGAAGAAAAAACAAUGUGAUUUUGUGUAAAUGUUUAAGUUUGAGAUAUUCCAUUAUUAAGUCUACCUAGUUGAAAAUGCCUUUCCUUAUUUCUUGAAUGAUAUGUUUGACCUAAAUAUUGAGUGCUAAAUGUUUCAUACUGGUUGUAAAGUAAUUUUAUUUAUAUAUCUUAGUCAGUGAAAUUAUGAAUGUUCUUUUCUGGCAGUUUGUGUCAGUAAACUUAGUGUAAAAAGUUCUACGCUUAGAUAUGCAAUUAACCAUGAAGUUAA